AUGGCCCUUGUCGAUGCACAUUAUAACUUUAUCGCUGUUGAUGUUGGUGCAUAUGGAAGGAACAGCGAUGGCGGGAUUUUUAUGCACUCUAAACUAGGCAAUAGAUUAGAUCAGAAGAAAUUGAACGUGCCACCAAGCACUGCUCUUCCUGGAACAACAAAUGUUGUUCCCUACGUAAUCUUGGGGGACGAGGCGUUCCCGCUGAAAGAGUAUUUAAUGAGACCUUAUCCAGGCAAACAGCUACAUGACAAUUCUAGAAGAAUAUACAACUAUAGACAUUGUAGAGGACGAAGAGUCGUGGAAAAUACAUUUGGCAUUCUAACGCAAAAGUUUCGAUUAUAUAACAGACGAAUUCAAGCCAAACCAGAGAACGCGGACAAUAUAAUUUUGGCUACUUGUGUCUUACACAAUUUUAUAAAAACGCACGAUGGUAAACAAGUAUACAAUCGAAUAGAUCAAUCGAGAAGCGUAAAUCAUAAUUCAGAUGCGAUUACAUUACAAAAUGUCCCUUUGCAUGGAGGUAACGCAAGCCAACAAGCAUUUCAGGUCAGAGAAACAUUUAAAGAUUUUUUUAAUUCCGAAGCCUGA
Molecule: messenger RNA, 588 nt
Organism: Myzus persicae (green peach aphid)
Lineage: Eukaryota; Metazoa; Arthropoda; Insecta; Hemiptera; Aphididae
Product: protein ALP1-like
Exons: 1
Coding region: 1-588 (195 amino acids)
Source: RefSeq, a predicted model, not a curated record